Molecule: messenger RNA, 1470 nt
Organism: Salvelinus namaycush (lake trout)
Lineage: Eukaryota; Metazoa; Chordata; Actinopteri; Salmoniformes; Salmonidae
Product: A-kinase anchor protein 7 isoforms alpha and beta-like
Exons: 2
Coding region: 130-363 (77 amino acids)
Source: RefSeq, a predicted model, not a curated record
UCCCCAUGUCUGUCUGUGCUGUCUCCCAGGGUUUAAAGAAGCUGUACUCUGACUACGCUCGACACCACUUUGGAAACGAGAGGGUGUUCAGACUGGCCCUCUACUCAAUGUUGAAGAAAAAGACCCCAGAUGGAUACUACCACCGAGGUCAGUUUCGGUGUCAAGAGGGGUCCGGAGCCUAACGAUGAGGAGCUUGUGAGCCUGAGUAAGAGGCUGGUGGAAGACGCCGUGCUGCUGGCCGUGCAGCAGUUCAUGGACGAGACUCAACACAACGGGGCCGCGUCAUCCGACCCGGCGCGGCCCUCAGACAACCUCAACACUAACGCUGUCAAAACAACCGACACCUGUGCCAGCAGCAAGUGACCCCAGCCAAUUCCCCCAGGCAGCACUGGACACUAACCAGUCAGGCAGGAACUCAGGCAGUCAGCCAGCCAGCCAACCGGCCCAGGAGCCAAUGGGCAGUACUGUUACUGGAUCAAGCCCAGUUGAGGUGUUUUACUAGAGAAGGAAGAAAGGUUUUGGGGGCAAAACUCUGGAUUGAGUGUGGACUCCAUAUGCAGUUUUUUGUGUUCUUGAUUUUAUGUACCUGAUUGUCACCAAUGCUCAAGGCAGCCUCGCGCCACACAAUCUCUCCUGUCAUGUCUGUCAGUCCAUCUGUCUAGUGUGGACCUUUGUUCAUUCUUGAUUUAUCUAUGCCCUGAGAAAAAUAGUUGGCCUUCUGAAGGAAAUUUCUGUUCUGAUUAAUUUGCUACGUGAGGUGUGGGUCGUUCCAACGCUCAGAGUGGAGCUGACAUGUCACCACACACACUACAGACUGAUCUUGGUUAGGUUAGGCUGUACCUCGGCCCUCCACAAGGUGCAGUCAGUACAAAGACAUUCACCGUCUUUCUACUAAGCUAAAACAAAACAGCACUACAAAAGGAACUGCAACUCAAAAACCUGAGACCAGGGAAAAUGAGCUCAUCUAUGCAGUUGGAGAAUAUGCUGUGACCUAUGUUUACAUGAUCCUGUCUCAUCUGUGCUGUAUGUGGCUAAAACUUGAAAAGGUAAAUGAAGAGUGGGUCCCAUGUGCUACCUGUGGUAAAAUAUGAAUUUUAAAAUAUGACAAAAAGGUUGACCUACCAGCAAUGAGGAUCAUGUUAGGUUCGUGUUUGUUUGUUUGUCCCCUGUAGGAGGGGCUGGUGAUGCAGCAGGCCUGGUUAGGAAGGCCCAGUGCACACACAACCAGUCUCUGUCUCAGAAACUACAGGACAUAAAGGAGCAUCUAUCCCAGCUGGCUGUCCGAGCUAGCAUCCGCCGGGAGAUCUCUGGCACCUGACUGACUGAACACUCCCAGCUCCCACCAGCAGUGCGGAGACAGCACCAAGGAACUACAGAUACUGUAGUAGGCUAGUGUCCUACACACAGUAGAUAGAUACAGUGUGUUCGGAAAGUAUUCAGACCCCUUGACUUUUUCCAUAUUUUGUUAAG